Molecule: messenger RNA, 1251 nt
Organism: Dictyostelium purpureum
Lineage: Eukaryota; Evosea; Eumycetozoa; Dictyosteliales; Dictyosteliaceae
Exons: 5
Coding region: 1-1251 (416 amino acids)
Biological process (GO): microtubule-based movement
Molecular function (GO): microtubule binding; ATP binding; microtubule motor activity
Source: RefSeq, a predicted model, not a curated record
AUGUCAAAGUAUACCUUAUUAAUGGCUAUCAAGUAUGGAGAUUCAAAAUCAAAAAUUCCUCCACCACCUUCACAGUAUACCACUACCACUAUCUCUAAUAAUAGUAAUAUAAAUGCUACCACCACAAUAACAACACCAAAACAUCAAAAGGAACUAAACAAUUUGGAUAUAAUUAAUCAAAAUUCCGUAUUUUCUAGUGUUCAAAAUUUAAAUACAUCAUCUUCAAGUUUAUCAUCAUCAUCAAAUUCAACCCCAUCACCAACAAUUCCGUCCAGAAAUUCAAUCAGAAAAAAUUUAUCAUCAUCAGAAAAAAAGUUAACAAUAGGCGAGGAUGGUCGUACUAUUCAUAUCACAUCACCCCAAAAUUCAACAGCAUAUAGGUUUUCAAAAGUUUUUCAACCAACAACUACCCAAGAAUCGUUCUAUAAUGAAGUCGCAAGACCAUUGGUCGAUGAUGUUUUAAAUGGAUUUAAUGUUGGAAUUAUUGCAUAUGGUCAAACUGGAGCAGGUAAAACAUAUACACAGUUUGGUAAAGAUAUUGGCGAUGAAUUACCACUUACAAAACAGGAAGGCUAUGGUAUCACACCACGUUUCAUCAAAGAUUUAUUGAACAGGGUUAACUAUUUGUCAUCAGAUCGUGUUAGAUUUACAGUUAGAGUAUCAUAUCUCGAACUUUAUAGAGAGAAACUUUAUGACUUGAUUAACGAUAAGGCAGAGCUGGAUAUUAGAAUGAGCGAUAAUGGAUUUAAUGCUCCAGAUGCAUCACAACCACCAAUUCAAUCAUUUUCAGAUUUUUUAUAUUAUAUCCAUAAUGGCGAAAAAAAUAAAAGUUAUGGUGAUAAUAAUAGAUUCUUAUCAUCGUUGUAUAUUGUAGAUUUAGCAGGAUCAGAGAGUGUAUCACAAACUGGUGCAACUGGAUCAAGAUUAGACGAAACUAAAUCAAUUAAUAAAUCAUUAUUUGUAUUGGGCGGAGUUAUUGAAGAUAUGGUAAAGAAAUCAAAGAAAUCACAACAUGUUAGAUAUAGAGACAGCAAUCUUACUAAAUUGCCAAGCUCAAAUAACGAAACUGUUCUUAGAGAUACAACUCAAUCUCUAAGUUUUGCUGAACGUACUCAGUCAGUUAAAAACAAACCACAAGUAAAUGUAGAGUUAUCAAAUCAUCAAUUAAAACAAUAUAUUCAAGGAUUGAAAAACGAAAAUAGGCAUCUUAGAAAUUUAUUAUUAUUUAGAAAAAAAUAUGAAUAUUUCUAG